AUGUUCCGAGUAAUUGCAAGCCGUGCAGCAACUUGUGCUCUUCGCACUGUCCCAGUCGCUAAACAUUUUUCGACUUUGACAAAGAAACAAGUCUUAACCCCUCUCGCUGUUUCGAUCAACAAAAACACAACUCAAAUCAGACAAUUCUCUGCCAAGGUCAGUUUAUUUUUAUAAAUCACACCCGUUCAAACAAUGAAAAAAUUAGAAAUUUCUUUUAUUCACACUGCGCCACAAUUUGCAAAGGAAUUAGCUAACUAAGUGGCAAAACUAAAUAUACCAUUAGAAUCAGCGCAUCGAGAUCUGUGUGAGACUACGCAUUUCGAAAUUUUUAGGGUCCUGCGAAGAAAGUUAGCAAUCGCGACAAGACCCAACGCAUGAAAUUUAUCAUGUUCCUUUAAUACUGUAGUGCGAAAUAUAACGGCGAACAGAGAGAAUUAGACAAAAGUGUUUGCACAGUUUUUUGUUUUGUUUUACAGUAGAAAACACUCAUUGCGUGGCUUGAACGGGUGUGAAAUAUAAUAAAUUGAUUAUUCUGAAAUUGAUACUUUGCAGGCUCCAUUAACAAAAAAGACACUGGAAGAGAGAAUCAUUUUGGUUCUUAGUCUUUAUGAUAAAAUUGAUGCGAAAAAGUUGACAAUGGACUCUGAUUUCACAAAAGAUUUGGGAUUGGAUUCAUUGGAUCACGUUGAAGUUGUUAUGGCGAUUGAAGAGGAGUUCGGUUUCGAAAUUCCAGACGGAGAUGCUGAUCGUUUCAAGACACCUCGUGACAUUUUCCAAUACAUUGCAGACAAGGAAGAUGUUUUUGAAUAA
This is a messenger RNA of Caenorhabditis angaria, 810 nucleotides long. The record is from the annotation of a GenBank genome assembly. NCBI's taxonomy places the organism in Eukaryota, Metazoa, Nematoda, Chromadorea, Rhabditida, Rhabditidae.